This is a messenger RNA of Verruconis gallopava, 1240 nucleotides long. RefSeq lists its product as uncharacterized. The transcript has 2 exons. The record is from RefSeq and is a predicted model, not a curated record. Gene Ontology annotation, molecular function: protein binding. Lineage: Eukaryota; Fungi; Ascomycota; Dothideomycetes; Venturiales; Sympoventuriaceae. The coding region runs from base 92 to 1240 and encodes 382 amino acids.
CAAGAGACCGCGCAAUGGCGUAUAUCAGAGGGAUAUCGCAUCGUCUCAUUCUCAAAAGCAUAGUUUCCGGUUAAAUAUCACACUAGCGAUCAUGGAGCAGAAUCCGCUUGUUCGACGAGGUGUCGGUCUCCGGGGCGUCGAUCAUUCGGCAGUAUCACCUGGAUACGCUCUCUUUACUCACUUGACCAGCACCGGUAUUGUUAGACUUGUAGACAAUGACGGAAAUGAGGUGCACAAAUGGAGUCUGCCGUUUCGCCCUGGCAGACAUGCCCGUCUGUUGCGAAAUGGCAACCUAGCCUACAAUGGUGUCCAUCCCGAUGGGCCACAUCUCUACCCAAUGUGGCAAAAGUACCGCGGCGGUGUAAUGAUGGAGGUUGCUCCCGAUGGCAAAGUUGUGAGCGAAUACCGGGAUCCCCUGGCCCAUCAUGACCAGAAUCACCUGGAUGACGGUACUCUCUUAUAUACCACCUUAGAGCCGAUGACCGAGGAAGAAGCUUCUUCUGUCGUUGGGGGGAUUCCUGGAUCAGAAGCGUACGACGGCAAAAUCUAUGCAGAUGUCAUCAAACUUGUCGACCCCAAGACAGGAGAGCUGCUGUGGAAGUGGCGAGUCGCUGAGGGCCUAGAUCGAACCAAGUUCCCCUUACAGCCUAUUUACGCAAGGGAGCAUUAUCCACUGAUCAACAGCGUAUCGAUUCUACGCGAUGGAAACAUUCUGGCCUCAUUGCGCUCAGUCUCUGCGGUCAUCAUAAUCAACCGAAAAACAGGCGAAAUAAUGUGGCACCUGGACUCUACGGUUGUCGCCCAGCAGCAUUGUGCAAACGAACUUGAAAACGGAAAUAUCCUUAUUUUUGAUAACGGGGCGCUUCGACAUGGCACGAGCGCGGUUUAUUCUCGUGUUAUCGAGGUUGAUCGACAGACCAAACAAAUAGUAUGGCAAUAUACGGACCGCGUCUUUCCCAUGGCGUUCUUUACGCCCUUCAUGGGCUCGGCACAAAGACUCAAGAAUGGGAACACUUUCGUUUGCGAAGCUGCCUUUGGUCGAAUGUUUGAGGUCACUCGAGAUGGACGAAUCGUCUGGGAGUAUAUUAACCCCCAUCUGGCCAGCUACAAUGGUUUGGACGCAAAGGAGCUAGAAGACAUUGGAUUUGAUUAUCCAAGUAAUGCGUUAUUUCGGGCGUACAAGUACUCCCCUGACGAAGUUCCGUGGCUAAGCUUGCCCUCACCCGCGGCUACACCAUAG